AUGGGGAAGGGGGGCAACCAGGGCGAGGGCGGCCCCGAGCGCGAGACGACCAUGCCCACCUUCAGCUGGGAGGAGAUUCAGAAGCACAACCUGCGCACGGACAAGUGGCUUGUCAUCGAACGCAAGGUCUACAACAUCACCAAAUGGUCCAGCCGGCACCCGGGGGGCCACCGCGUCAUCGGGCACUACGCGGGGGAAGAUGCUACGGACGCCUUCCGCGCCUUCCACCCCAACCUCGAUUUUGUGCGCAAGUUCAUGAAGCCCCUGCUGAUCGGGGAGUUGGCCCCAGAAGAGCCCAGCCAGGACCGUGGCAAGAACUCUCAGAUCACUGAGGACUUCCGGGCCCUGAGGAAGACAGCCGAGGACAUGAAGCUGUUCCAGACCAACCACCUGUUCUUCCUGCUGCACCUGGCCCACAUCGUCGUCAUGGAGAGCAUCGCAUGGUUCGUCAUCUUCUACUUCGGCAACGGCUGGAUUCCGACACUCGUCACGGCCUUUGUCCUUGCUACCUCUCAGGCUCAAGCUGGAUGGCUGCAGCAUGACUAUGGCCACCUCUCUGUCUACAAGAAGUCCAGGUGGAAUCACAUUGUCCACAAGUUCAUCAUUGGCCACUUGAAGGGUGCCUCAGCCAACUGGUGGAACCAUCGCCACUUCCAGCAUCACGCCAAGCCCAACAUCUUCCACAAGGACCCAGAUGUGAACAUGCUGCAUGUGUUUGUUCUGGGCGAGUGGCAGCCCAUUGAGGACUUGGCCUGGGCCGUCAGCUACUAUGCCCGUUUCUUCAUCACCUACAUCCCUUUCUAUGGUGUCCUGGGAGCCCUCCUCUUCCUCAACUUCAUCAGGUUCCUGGAGAGCCACUGGUUUGUGUGGGUCACUCAGAUGAAUCACAUCGUCAUGGAGAUUGACCGCGAGCCUUACCGUGACUGGUUCAGCAGCCAGCUGGCCGCCACCUGCAACGUGGAGCAGUCCUUCUUCAACGACUGGUUCAGUGGGCACCUCAACUUCCAGAUUGAGCACCACCUCUUCCCCACGAUGCCUCGGCACAAUUUCCACAAGAUCGCCCCCCUGGUGAAGUCCCUGUGCGCCAAGCAUGGCAUUGAGUACCAGGAGAAGCCACUGCUGAGGGCCCUGCUGGACAUCGUCGGCUCCCUGAGGAAGUCUGGACAGCUGUGGCUGGACGCCUACCUCCACAAAUGA
Orycteropus afer afer is the source of this 1197-nucleotide messenger RNA. It is a transcript of the gene FADS2, whose product is annotated as fatty acid desaturase 2. Gene Ontology annotation, biological process: lipid metabolic process. Gene Ontology annotation, molecular function: oxidoreductase activity, acting on paired donors, with oxidation of a pair of donors resulting in the reduction of molecular oxygen to two molecules of water. Gene Ontology annotation, cellular component: membrane. The record is from RefSeq and is a predicted model, not a curated record. The transcript is spliced from 10 exons. Lineage: Eukaryota; Metazoa; Chordata; Mammalia; Tubulidentata; Orycteropodidae. The coding region runs from base 1 to 1197 and encodes 398 amino acids.